Messenger RNA from Funneliformis caledonium, 1623 nucleotides. The record is from the annotation of a GenBank genome assembly. Lineage: Eukaryota; Fungi; Glomeromycota; Glomeromycetes; Glomerales; Glomeraceae.
AUUAUCAUAUUUUGGAAAAACACCUUAUCAGUUGAACUAGAUAAAGCAACGGUAACAAGGGCUUUUAAUGAACAAGUCGAAUGGUUUAUAGCAAACGGCGUCGAGAACGAGCAGGAGAAGGCGAAAUAUCUAAAGGAACAAUUUCACGCCAAUCGUGCUCGUUUAGAAUUUUUUGAAUCACAGAAAGGUGGUCGAGUAUAUCUUUUCUGGGAAGAGGAAAUGCACGCCAAAAAACUUGACAUAAUUGAAAAAAACGCUUCUAUCAAGAUCCGAAGCUUUCAAGCACAGCAUCAUUUCUUUGUUGCAAACCGUAUACUUACCGGGGGAAAUAACAUAUCAGAACCAAAUCCUCCUAUUAAUGGGUCGGAGAGCGAAAAGAUAAGAUUCGAUGACAAUGUUGCUAAUACUUCUUCCAAAGGCACUAGCUCAGAUAGGGUCGAUUCCACUGAAAGACUUCGGGCGAACGAAAAGUCAGUUUAUGAAAAUAACUUGAAAAGAAAAAGGGACGAUGAUGAGUCGGAUUAUCAAGGGUUGACGUUAUUAUUUGAUGAGUCAAGUGAAGACGCUCUUAUAGAAAGUAUAGACGAAAAAUUACUUGAACAAGAGAACAAAUUGCCACGGGCAAGUGGUAAUAGCUCCUCAAAGGUUCGACAAAAAAUUAUGGAUGCGAACAUCAUUGAAGCCUUUCAGAAAUAUGAAAAUAAAAUUCCAAAAGCCCGUAGGAUUUUCACACCUGCAUAUUGGGGAGUUAUGGAUUUAACCAGAGAAAGUUUAUUUGACUGUAAACAGCUAACAGAAGAGGAUAUAAUGCAAGUGUCGCAAGAAUUCGCCGAUAAAAUUUCCUGGAAAACAAUACCACCAGAAAAGAAUAUACAAGAAUAUUUUGAUAAUAAUUGUGAGAAAAAGAUGAUUGACAAUCAAGAUAUUAAAAAACUAGAUGUAAACAUCCAGUUUAUGAAAAGCGAUGUACAUAGUUUCCAAGGAAUGAUGACGGAGGAAGAGCUAAAAAUGAGCUCUACGUUUCCGCUUUUUCGUGGGGUAUUUAAUUCCGAUAAGAUUAAGAAUGCUUGGGGAGAAAUUCAAGCUUUAUCUACAAAUGACGCGCGUAACGAAGGGGGAAAUCCGUUUAAAAAAGCACGAAUAGGAAGACGUGUUGAUAUGAAAAGUACUCUCAUCAAAACAUCUAAUAAAUUCGAAGUAAUUUAUGGAGAGGUUGCUGGGGGUUUGGGCCCGUUUGGAUUGCCCACUGCAUGUCGUAGAAAGCGUUAUCUUGAUAAGGAACGUAUGAAUUUAAUUGUAUAUGGGUGGCUCCAAAUAGGUCUAGAAGUGAACUUCUAUGCCAUGGACUGGUUAGGAGCCGGCAUAUACAGAUUUGGCUUAGUUGAUCGAUGUAGAUUACCAUCAGAUGAGGAUGAAUUUGGGAUGCUUGAAGAUUCGUAUUGCAUCCUCAAGUUACUUGAGAAUAAAGUGCUUGAGAUUGAGAAAGUAGUUAAAAAAUUACUUUUAGAAAACACAAAGGGGAAACGAAGGCAAACUACAUCCAGAACUGAAGCGGAAUUGAAUGAAAACCGCACCCCUCAAAAAAUAAAACCAAAUCUAUACAAAUUGGGAAAUGUAUGGUAG